Molecule: messenger RNA, 2364 nt
Organism: Plasmodium vinckei vinckei
Lineage: Eukaryota; Apicomplexa; Aconoidasida; Haemosporida; Plasmodiidae
Product: CG2-related protein, putative
Exons: 3
Coding region: 1-2364 (787 amino acids)
Molecular function (GO): protein binding
Source: RefSeq, a predicted model, not a curated record
AUGAAUAAUGAAAAUAAAAUAUGCCUCGUUAAUUUUUCAAACGACGUUUUUUAUAGCAUUAUAAAAUACUUAACAAUUAACGAAGCUCUAAAACUAAGGUUAGUGAGCAAACGAUUAUAUGAAUAUUUUAAAGAUGAGAAAGCGUAUACUUUUAAUAGUUGCAUUAGUUUAAACAACUACAUUAAAUUUGUAAGAUUUGUAAAUCCUGAUAAAUUAAGUAUUUUUUUUCUUUCCCUAUUAAAUGAUGAGGAAAAUGUUUAUUCCAAUCCACUAUUGGCAAAAGGGGAUGCCAACUUUGGAAUAAACAGAAAACAGUUGAUAGAAUGUGAUAAAUCUUUUUUAAAAAAAAUUAUUUUGAAAGGUGAAUUUUUAAGGAACACAAAUUUUUAUGAUAUAAGUAUAUUAAUAAGUUCCCAUGCAAAUACACUGGAAGAAUUAUCUAUUCAUGGAUUGAACGAUGUGAAUUGCCCUCUGUUUAUUUAUUACAAUUACAGUAUAUUAUUUGAAUUUCUUUCAAAAGAAAUAUUAAUAAAUAAUUUGCCUCUCAAACUUGUGACUAAACAUGAUUUAGAAAAUAUCCAAAACCGUAUUUUAGAACUCAGUAAACAAAAUGACAAAGUAGAGAAUGUUAUUAACAAUGGCAUACAUAGUAAUAUUGAUGAAAAUUGUCAAACAAAUUUUGCAAAUAAAACAAAACAGCAUCUUCUAUAUGAGCAUAUAAGUAUUGUAUAUAAUUGUAAUAAAAAAUGUGUUGAAAAAAUAAAAAAUUAUAAACAAAAAAUAAAUAUAAAUAAUUAUGUAACCAAUUUAAAUGCUUUAAAAGUUUUAAAUUUAACGGGUAUACAAAGUUAUGAUAUGAUAGAAAUGUUUAUACCUAUACGAAUGCCCUUUUUAAAUACUUUAAAUAUAUCAUGUUAUGAUUAUUUUUUUUAUUUUUAUCAUAUGGCUAUAUCUGUAUUCUUAUAUGGUAAAGGAGAAGAAAUUUUUACACAAUAUGCUAAUUUUAAGAGUACACAAAAUUGGGCAAAUAAAUAUACAGAGGGUGAAAAAAAAAAUAUAUCACUAGACAGACAUACAUGCAAAUAUUUUGAAAAAAAUGAUAAAAAAAAAUGUGAAAAACAAAAUGAUACAAUAUAUAAUGAUAAGGAGUUAUAUGAAUUGUUAAAAGAUAUUGAUGAUAGUUUAAUAGAGACCCAUAAAAUGUUGUCUACCUUUCAAAAACGGUAUGAGCAAAAUGCUAUAUAUUCUUAUGAACAAAAUAUAAAAAAUAAUGAAAAAAAAAUAUUUUUCACACCAGCAUAUAAAGACAAUAUAUAUAUGAACAAUAUAAAUAAUCCUGUAUAUUAUGCGGAUGGUAGUUAUAUAAAUUAUGACUCGGACAUAAAUAAUAAAGAAGGUAAUAAAUAUAUCACAAAAGGUUUGGCUAUUUAUGAAGAUAACCAUAUUAAUGAUUAUAAUAAAAAAUGUGAACAUUUGAAUAAAACUAAUUAUAAAAAUUUGAAAAAUUAUCAUAAAAUUUUAAGUUAUAGUAAAAGUGAUAGUACUUGUGAAAGUAUUAUAAAUGUUGAUAGUUUUUACUCAUUACCAAGUAAUGAAAAUUUUUCAAAGAAAAUAAAAAAUUUAAAAAGAGGGGGAUAUGUGUGGUUAAUUGAAAAUAGUAAAUAUAAAAAAAAUGUGAGUAUAGAAAUAUUAUAUUUAUUUAAAAACAUAAUUGAAAAGGAAGAGAAAAAAAGUAGAAAAAAUAUAAUAUCAUUAUUAUAUAAUUUAAAAUUAGAACAUUUUUCAUUAUUUAAUUAUAGUUUAAGUAGCCCAUUUUUAUGGUUAUUAUUAUUAGUAAAAAAUGAAAAUUUAAAAACAUUGUGUAUAUUAGAUUUAUGUCUACCACAUUUAUUAUCAGCUUUAACAUUUUUAGAGGCAUUUUUAAAACAAAAUUUAUUUAAUUUUCAAGGGAUGAUGAGAAGACGAAGAAAAAGACUGGGUAGUAUAUAUUUUAAAUUUAAUGAUGAAGAUGAAAUUCGAUUUGUUAAUCAAACGUAUUCGGCAAUUAUAAAUGAAUUAAAUAGAUCAAAUUUUCCUUCAAACAAAACAAAAAAAAAUAAAAUUUUACAUAUAGUUAUUUAUGUAUAUAAUAAUAGAAAAGAAAAUAAACAAUUUAUAAAACAUAUUCGAAAAAUUUCAAGAUCAUUAUGGCGAUGUAAUUAUAUAGUCCACUAUACAAUUCAGUAUUAUAAAUAUAAAUAUUUUAAUAAAUAUUUUGAAAUUGAUAAUUUGUAUAGAGAUUACAUACUUAAUAUUAUCAUGUCUAAUCAUAGAUUUAAUCAAUCUGCAUCCAAUCACCAUUGUUCAUCAAUCAUUCAUAAAUAA